ACGAUUCCGUCAUUUUGCAAAUUAAUCCUAAUUGGGAAUUUAAAGUAGGUGCUUGCACUUAAUGCAGUGUACUUCUAAAGCACGCUUCGUGAAUCAGUGUAUAAGUUCACAGUAUGGACGAUAUCACUUCGGAACUACUGAAUAGCAAGAGAAAAAAACUGAAAAAGUGGUGGGAACAAUUAUCACAUUUAGAACAAAAUUUAAUCAUCUCGUUAGUCAUUAUAGGCACCGUUCUUUUAUUUAUAAUUCUUGUACUGAUAAUAAGAGGCGCAACGUCAUCAAAGAUUUGUACGACGCGACAUUGUUUAUUGGCGGCAUCCGAAAUUGCCACCCUCACGGAUCCUACGAUCGACCCGUGCCACGACUUCUACCAAUUCACUUGCCGAAAGUUGAGUGAACUUGAUAAUAAGAAAGUGCAAAUAACCGCCGAGCAAAUUGAAGAUAAGCUAAUCGACAUAUUGUUGGCGCCAAAUAACGGCGAUGAGGGUGACCAGUUAAUGGAGCACAAGCAAUUAUUUGGCAUGUGUCUAAAUCAGUCAGUGGGGGAGGAAUCUUUUAGGGAGAUAAAUGCGAUUAUGGGCGACCUGCACGGUUGGCCCGUGGCGUUGGGGUACGAGUGGAAAGCGGGCUCCUUCGAAUGGAAGAAUAUGAUAAAGGAACUGAGGUCGAAGGGCCUCCCUUACAAUAUGCUGCUUUCGAUAUCCGUUGCUCCAUCGCCUACCGACCAAACCUUCAUGCUGCACAUUCAAAAACCAGAAGUGGCAAAAAUUCCCCAACAAUACAGGUAUGAUUAUCGAAAAUUCAUGCAGGAGGUCGCGAUCGCGUUUGGUGCAGAACGAUCUAGAGCUCUAAACGAUAUGAAACGCGUUUUGGAUUUCAUUAUAGAAAUGGGUAAGUUAACAGACAAAUCAAAAAAAUACGAAAAGCACAGGCUCAUUGAUAUACAAAGGUAUUUCGGCGAGGUCGAUUGGGUGAAUUUUUUGAAUGAUAUUCUACAACCAUCUGCUUCGGUUACCAUUGACGACUACGUCAUAACGCCCGGUCACAAGUAUCUGCACGAAUUUUUUACUUUAUUAAAUCGCACACCUAAACGUAUUCAGGCUAAUUAUAUUUUAUGGGUCGUGGUGGAACAGUACCUUCCCUUUCUGUCUGAACGGCUCAGAGUAUUACAAUCCAAUUACGCACACUUGACUGGCUCUGUAAAAUUAUCACCUGAGAGGUGGCACUUGCAGCAGUGCUACAGUAUUGCUAGCAGCGCUUUUGUAUCUCCACCUGCUGAAAUAUUGUUCCUAAAGAGACACCAAAGAGAAGGCAAAGCGAACGGCAUUGUACAGUUAGCCCAAAAUGUGAGAAAAGCGUUUGUGAUAUUUUUGAAAGAAACGCGGUGGAUCACUAACGAUUCUAAGCUGAAGAUUUUGAGUAAGUUGGAAGAUCUAGCAAUUAUGGAAGCUUCCCUCAAUGAGGAAGAUGAUAAAACCCCUUCCACUGAAGGUGGAUUCCUUCACAGAUACUUGAUACACAUUAGGGAUAGGAUAAACUUUGAAUACAAACGAAUGCUUGACGAAACCAAGCAAGCCCACUAUCAUCCGCUGUACACCUUAGAGGUGACCUACUUACAGGAAACCAACACUCUUGUUCUUCCGAUCGGAUCAUAUUUUGCAGAUGUUCCAUUUUAUUUAAACUACGGCGAGCUUGGCUCGAUCAUUAGCCAUACACUUACUCACGCAAUGCUCGCUAAUGAAGAUGAACAACCGUGGACCGCAAAUUACAACGAAAGUUCAAAAUGUGUUAAACAUCAGAAUACCGAUCCUGUAGAUUUAAUCGGAAUACAACUCGCCUACGCCGCUUAUCAGAUUUGGGUUUACAACCACGAUGACGAAGAUCAAUUGAUUGGAUUACAGCAUACCCCCAAUCAAUUAGCGUGGAUUGCCUCCGCGCUCGGAUAUUGCUCACUAAUUCGAGAUCAAAGCACCAUCAACACGAUCACCAAAAACCAUCCAAACUUUCAUCGGGAUUUCGAAUGUCCUUGGGGUUCACCCAUGAAUCCGCUACAGAAAUGUACACUAAUUUAAUUUUUUGUCAAAGAAUAAAACCUUAAUUGUAUGGUACUUGCCGUUUUCAA
Messenger RNA from Photinus pyralis (common eastern firefly), 2122 nucleotides. Its product is annotated as neprilysin-2-like. The record is from RefSeq and is a predicted model, not a curated record. Lineage: Eukaryota; Metazoa; Arthropoda; Insecta; Coleoptera; Lampyridae. The transcript is spliced from 8 exons. Gene Ontology annotation, cellular component: plasma membrane. Bases 114 to 2072 code for a protein of 652 amino acids. Gene Ontology annotation, biological process: protein processing. Gene Ontology annotation, molecular function: metalloendopeptidase activity.